Messenger RNA from Diospyros lotus (date-plum), 4274 nucleotides. RefSeq names its product protein FAR1-RELATED SEQUENCE 5-like. The transcript has 5 exons. Gene Ontology annotation, biological process: regulation of DNA-templated transcription. Lineage: Eukaryota; Viridiplantae; Streptophyta; Magnoliopsida; Ericales; Ebenaceae. The coding region runs from base 220 to 2772 and encodes 850 amino acids. Gene Ontology annotation, molecular function: zinc ion binding. The record is from RefSeq and is a predicted model, not a curated record.
AUAUUUGCUGCAGAAUUGCACGGGAGUCCUUCGCAGCUGGACUAGAACAACAACGAUUCUUCCCAAACAAAGACACCGAAGCUGGAAUUCGAACCUUGCCGACGAGCCCAAACCCCGCUCUCUCUCUUAUGGGAUGUUGCUCUAAGAGCACGAGGAACACUCAAUUGGAACUGAAGCUGAGACCCUACUUCUCAGUUAACGUUUUCGGUGUUAGGGACAAUGAAUAGGGAUGGUGAUCUACUUUGCCGUCACAAGUAUGACAUGGAUACAGGACUUCAAUCAUCAAAUAAGUUGGAUUUGAACAUUGAGCAGGAGUGUCGCAGCCCUAAACUUAGCAAUGUUAGCUCAGUGCAGUCCAAUCUUUCAUCAAAAGAUGAAGCCAAUUCAAAAGGGGUACUAAAAAUUGGCAUGGAGUUUGAAUCAGAUGAGCAUGCAUACAGAUUUUAUAGUAAGUAUGCUGAAUUGGUAGGUUUUAGCGUUAGGAAGGACUGGGUGAAUAGGAGUAAAAUACAUGGUAUGGUGGUAUCUAGAAAGUUCACCUGUUCCAAGGAAGGUUUCCGACGGAAGGAUAAACGAGAUGUUAAUGUGAAGAAACACCGGAAGGAAACAAGAACUGGUUGCUUGGCACACAUGAUAAUUACUCGUCAGGUUGAUGGAAAAUAUCAAGUCACAAACUUUGUAGCAAGGCACAAUCAUGAGAAUGUAAACCCAAUUAAUGCAUUGAAAUUACAGGAAUUACCAUCACCGGGUAUGAUGGAUGUUAUUGGAGUAAGUGAAGCUGACUCAGCAGAUAUUGUUGAAAAACAAUCAAAAUUAGAAUUACAAUUGUUGGGUAGGCAAUUUGGUGCUAGAGAAAACCUUGAUUACCGAUCAAUAUAUUGUGACAGUUAUCUAAAAUCUGGACGGGGAAGACAUAUGAAGGAGGGGGAAGCAGCACAGUUGAUGUAUUAUUUUCAAAGGCAACACUUUGAAAAUCCUUCGUUCUUCUAUGCCCUACAGCUUGAUGUUGAUGAUAAGUUAAGCAACAUAUUUUGGGCUGACGAUAAUAUGGUCCUGGACUAUGAUCAUUUUGGUGAUGUGGUUUGUUUUGAUGCAGCACACAGAACAAAUGAAGAAUUAAGACCAUUUGUUCAGUUCUUCGGACUGAAUCAUCAUAGACAAGUUGUGAUCUUUGGUGCUGCACUUAUGUGUGAUGAAACCAUUGAAUCUCUCAAGUGGCUUUUCCAAACAUUUAUUGAGGCAAUGUCUGGGAAGAAACCAAAAGUCAUUUUCACAGAUCAAGAUGUGGCAAUAAUUGAAGCAAUUAAUUCAGCAUUACCAGAAACAAACCACCGCAUUUGUGUGUGGCAGAUGUACCAGAAUGCUCUUAAACAACUCAGCCAUGUUUCAGAGGAUGCGGAUUCUUUUGCUGAAGACUUGAGAAGUUGCAUCUUUGAUCAUGAGAAUGAGGAUGAUUUCAUUCAUGCCUGGGAUGUUAUGAUAGACAAAUUUAAUCUUCAGAAGAAUGAGUGGUUUCAGUCAAUGUUCGUUGAAAAAGAAAAAUGGGCUGUAGUAUAUGGAGGAAAUAAAUUUUUUAUUGACAGGACAGGAACACAUCAAGGAGAGAAUUUGUCAAAUGAAUUGAAAAAUUACCUAAAUUCUGACUUAGAAAUGCUUCAGUUCUUCAAGCAUUUUGAAAAGGUGGUAAAUGAGCAACGCUAUAAAGAACUGGAAGCUAAUUAUGAUAUGGGCAGAUGUAAACCAAGAUUGUUGGCUAAUGUAGUUUUCUUAAAGCAUGCCAGUGAUCUGUAUACACCAAAUGCAUUUGAAAUAUUCCAACGAGAAUAUGAAAGGUGUUUAAAUGUUGUUGCUAACCUGUGCAGUGAGAAUGGUUCAGUGCUCGAGUACAGAACUCAAACAUUUGGGCAGCCAAGAGAGUUCUUAGUAAGAUUUAACUCUUCUAGUGUCACGGUCACUUGCAGCUGCAUGCAGUUCAAGGUUCUUGGAAUUCUCUGUUUUCAUGCCCUAAAAGUUCUUGAUCGUGAGAACAUAAAGGUGGUCCCUGCUCGUUAUAUUUUGAAGAGAUGGACAAAAGAAGCAAGGUUUGAAAGUUUGAGAGGGAGUCAUGGAAUCUCCACUGAAGAAAACCCCAAGUUAGUUACAGCUAGCCGUUACAGACAAUUAUGCCAAAGCAUACUUAAAAUAUCUGCCAGGGCUGCUGAAUCUGGUCAAGCAUUUGACUAUGCUGCAAGACAACUUGAUGAAGUGAUGCAAGGGGUGGAAAAGAUCUUGACAUUGAAACCUUUGGAGGAAACUCAGGCUAUCACCUCAAGUAGCACAGGGGCGUGUGCUUCUGAAAGUGAAGAGCCAGAGAUUUUUCUGGAUAGAAAUGAAAUUGAGGGGCAGAGUAACAACGGCACAUUUGGGGGAAUAAAUGAAUUGGAGAUUGCCGCCACCAACAAUGGGAAAAUUGAUAAUCCCAUGGAAAAGAUCUCCAAGACCAAAAAAUCUCAGAUUUUACAUCUACUCUAUUCGGAUGCUGUCACUUCCACUUCACCCCCACCAGAAUAUGUUUCAUCUGCAUCCUCAUCCCUGAAUCCUGUGAAACAGGGUUUCUACAAUUUUGAAGCAAAUCAGGUAGUACAAUGCCUCCACCAGCCAUUUAAUAUGGCCGUGGACCAACAACCAAAUCCUGAGAUAUAUCAACCUCAAAGCAUCUUCUCUAACCGACAUGAUUCUCCUAACCAAACUCAGUUGCAUCAGUUCUUUUGUGUAGGAAUCUUUAAUUCAUAGUCCAUUCCAGGAAGCCUUAUCGCACAGAAAUCAAUUGAGGCAGGCAAUGGAUCUUGAUGUGCAACAUCCACAUUCAACAUCAUUCCAUUAUGAUCACAGAUACAGAUCAUCGAAUGCCCAAUAACUCAGCACCAAAUAGAGAUGGAAACAAUGACUCAUCUUUCCUCAUUUAACAAUGUAGAUUUUGUACAGUAUAUAUCUCCUGAUGCAUGUUUAUUUCAAUCAUAGUGGGUAACAAAAACCAUCAGUUUACUGUGCCUUUGUGUGGGUGUGUGUCACAUGAAGCAAUGUUGAAUAAAAGUAAAAGGUAACUAGCGCACUUCAAUUUUUCCGCACCUUGUCCUCCUCUUAUGUUUUCUAUUGACUUUAGGUAAUAAUAGGGAAAUACUCAAGAAAUUGUAAUCAAAUUUGGAAUAUAUAAAAAGUAUUACCUUCUAGAGAGAACAUAAAUUAUGUUCUCUUUAGAGUAAGCAAAAUGAAGGAGGUCUUGUUUGAUAUUCUGAUUAGAGUAGGCAGAAACUCUGUAGAAUUAGGCACAAAAUAAUUUAAUCUAAUACUUGGUACUCUUGCCAUAUAAAAUUCACCAUGACCCUUCUUCCAAAAGUUUGUGAGGAAAAUGAUGUCUGCAGAAAUUGUUAUCUGAAGACUCAAAACUAAACUGGUUUCGAUGCAUGCUCAUACACUUGUUGCAUGGUGCUAUUAGCUAUCUAAAUUAUUUGACUUAAAUUUACUACAUCUAUUGGCUUCAAGAGGACUCCUGAAUUUUGUUCCCAAAUCUUCCUUCUCUGAAGUUCACAGGAGGGAGUGCAUAUAAACAUUUUCAGGUAUGGAUCAAUGUCCAAACUGGUUGGGAUCACUUACUAUUAUUUCUUCUGAUUAUGGUCUCAGCCAUUUUGUUUUCUAGUCACUUUUAAGGUUGGUAUGCAGGCAGCUUCCAUGCUAUUUUUCAGCAGACAACCAUCAACACCAAAGGCAACUAUUUUCAUUGAAUGUGUGUGACCCAAAUAUUGAUUUGAAAUCCACAUCCACCUGGUAUGAUAGUUCUCCUUCCAAGCUAUCGCCGCAGGCAGGCAAUAUAGGUUUGAGAUUUUCUGCAAGAAUACAUUCCGAAGAUUCCGUACAAAAUUUUGUGUCAAGCAUGUCGAAGUAUACUUCCAGCAACUGUGACUGUCUCUCAAUCUCCCCCCCGCGGCAGUUCUGUAUGUCCUCGUUGAUGGUAGUUGUGUUCAUCCCAGGCAUUGGAUCUCAUGGAAUUGACUUCCUGUGAGUUGGUAAAUAUACUGGAAGGUUACUUUUAGAAUAUAAAUGUUCUGCUUAUAAUCAGCUAUGGACCAGACUUUCAUAGAGGAUAUCCUACUAUAUUCUUGUUAUAUAUCUCAGGCUUGUUCUCAUAUUUUUUUUUUGUUUCCAAUAAUAAAAUUGGAUGAAGAAAAUUGUUUGGUGGCAUCAUAUCAUGUGCAGGUUUAAACUUUCCUUGAUGUUUUAAUGGCAUUAUUUAUUCU